Messenger RNA from Aspergillus brunneoviolaceus CBS 621.78, 906 nucleotides. RefSeq names its product SDR family NAD(P)-dependent oxidoreductase. Lineage: Eukaryota; Fungi; Ascomycota; Eurotiomycetes; Eurotiales; Aspergillaceae. The coding region runs from base 1 to 906 and encodes 301 amino acids. The record is from RefSeq and is a predicted model, not a curated record. Gene Ontology annotation, molecular function: oxidoreductase activity. Gene Ontology annotation, cellular component: cytosol. The transcript has 2 exons.
AUGGCACCCUUCCCCUCCCCAACCGCCGUGUGGCACGACAAAGCCUACCCGGAGAUCUCUCCCUCGCGCCCCGAGCUUUCCGCGCACGGGAAAACCAUUCUCAUCACCGGCGGAGGCACCGGCAUCGGGGCCGAGACCGCCCGCAGCUUUGCUCAAGCUGGCGCCGCCCGCAUCGCUCUCCUCGGCCGCCGUGAGCAGCUUUUGCUGGACACCAAGGCCUCGAUCCAGCGUGACUUUCCGGCUGUCGAGGUCUUCACAGCCUCCACGGACGUCACCCGCCAGAGCGAGGUCGACGCCGCCUUCAGUCAGUUUCUCAGUCCUGGAGGGCAGAUCCAUGUCCUGGUGAGCAACGCGGGGAUGGUCGGCCCCAUGGUGGCCGUGGCCGAUGCCCCCGGCGAACAGGCCCUAGACGCCAUCCAACAGAACCUGCACGGCGCGUGGUGGGUGGCGCAGGCGUUCUUACGCUGCGCAGCGCCCGGUGCCGUCGUCAUCGAGACCUCCUCCGGCGCGGCCCACGUGAACCUCUGGCCUGGGUUAGCCCCGUACAGCGUCGCCAAGAUGGCGGUGUUCCGGUUGUGGGAUGCGGUCGGGUUCGAGAAUCCAGGGUUGCGCGUAUAUCAUGUGCAGCCCGGGGUCGUGGACACGGCGUUGAGCCGCGAGGCGGGGGGCAUCGAGACACUCGGAUUUGAGGAUAAUGUGGAUCUACCUGCGAGCUUCUACGUCUGGCUGGCCAGCUCCGAGGCGCAGUUUCUGCAGGGCAAGUACUUGUGGGCCAAUUGGGAUGUGAGCGAGCUCAAGCGGAAUGCGGAGGAGAUUCGCUCUACCUCGCGACUGGGCAUUCAGCUGGGCGGGUGGCCGUUCGCAGAUGAUAGCUGGAGGCUUAAUUGGGAGUCUGAGAAUGUGUAA